Messenger RNA from Malassezia globosa CBS 7966, 903 nucleotides. RefSeq lists its product as uncharacterized. The coding region runs from base 1 to 903 and encodes 300 amino acids. Gene Ontology annotation, molecular function: protein serine/threonine phosphatase activity. Gene Ontology annotation, cellular component: nucleus; cytoplasm. NCBI's taxonomy places the organism in Eukaryota, Fungi, Basidiomycota, Malasseziomycetes, Malasseziales, Malasseziaceae. The transcript is spliced from 4 exons. The record is from RefSeq and is a predicted model, not a curated record. Gene Ontology annotation, biological process: double-strand break repair via homologous recombination.
AUGAGUAGUGAUUUGGAUCGACAAAUAUCGCAAUUAAAGAAGUGCGAGUCUCUGACAGAAGCACAAGUCAAAGACUUGUGCGACAGGGCUCGUGAAAUGCUGAUUGAAGAGGGGAAUAUCCAGCAUGUAGAUGCACCCGUGACAAUUUGCGGUGAUAUUCAUGGGCAGUUUUAUGAUUUAAUGGAGCUUUUCAGCGUCGGUGGCAUGUGCCCAGAUACCAGAUACCUCUUUAUGGGCGAUUUUGUUGACCGCGGGCUUUACUCUGUCGAAACAUUUCUGCUUUUGCUGGCACUAAAAGUGCGAUAUCCUGAUAGAAUCGUCUUGAUUCGUGGAAAUCACGAAUCACGUCAAAUUACGCAAGUGUAUGGGUUUUACGAUGAGUGUUCUCGGAAGUAUGGAAAUGUGAAUGUAUGGCGGUAUUGCUGUGAAGUGUUUGACUAUUUGUCACUUGGGGCUAUUGUUGAUGGGCGUGUGUUUUGCGUGCACGGUGGGCUGAGUCCAAAUAUCCUUAAACUGGACCAGAUUCGCUCAAUUGAUCGCAAGCAAGAAGUACCGCAAGAUGGGGCAAUGUGUGAUUUAUUGUGGUCGGAUCCAGACGACAUUAGCGGUUGGGGUGUAUCGCCACGCGGGGCUGGGUACCUUUUCGGCGGGGAUGUUGUCAAAGGCUUUGUUCACACGAAUGGCCUUGACUUCAUUGCUCGGGCGCACCAGUUAAUAUUGGAAGGGUAUAAGCAGAUGUUUGACGCUACAAUUGUGACGGUGUGGAGUGCACCGAAUUAUUGCUAUCGAUGCGGUAAUGUGGCUAGCAUACUGGAAUUGGAUGAUGCCUUGAACCAAAAGUACAAAACAUUUGAUGCGGCUGAACAAGGGUGCGUGCAUGAACGUAAUCUAGAUGGAGGCUGA